Salvelinus fontinalis (brook trout) is the source of this 9863-nucleotide messenger RNA. RefSeq lists its product as uncharacterized. Lineage: Eukaryota; Metazoa; Chordata; Actinopteri; Salmoniformes; Salmonidae. The record is from RefSeq and is a predicted model, not a curated record. Gene Ontology annotation, cellular component: axoneme. Gene Ontology annotation, biological process: photoreceptor cell development; axoneme assembly; retina development in camera-type eye. Bases 429 to 9863 code for a protein of 3144 amino acids. The transcript has 11 exons.
GUGUGUGUGUGUGUUAACAACGUGUGUGUGUGUUAAGUGUGUGUGUUACGUGUUAACAAUGUGUGUGUGUGUGUGUGUGUGUGUGUGUUAACAACGUGUGUGUGUGUUAAGUGUGUGUGUUACGUGUUAACAGUGUGUGUGUGUGUGUGUGUGUGUGUGUGUGUUAACAACGUGUGUGUGUGUUAAGUGUGUGUGUUACGUGUUACCAGUGUGUGUGUGUUGUGUUAACAGUGUGUUGUAUGUGUUACCAGUGUGUGUGUGUGUGUUACGUGUUAACAGUGUGUGUGUUACGUGUUAACAGUGUGUGUGUUACGUGUUAACAGUGUGUGUGUGUGUGUCUGUGUUAACAACGUGUGUGUGUGUUAAGUGUGUGUGUUACGUGUUAACAGUGUGUGUGUGUUUUCUCUAGGUGUAUGUGAGAGUGCAGCAUGCAGUCGGCUCCAGCAGGUUUGUGGGAACCCCAUGGACCCCAGUCUAAAGAUGUCUCCUCUCUCCCCGUACAUACACCCUCCGCCUCUCGCCUCUCCCAUGUGAUCGCUGCACCACCGGCUAAGAGAAUCACCUUCUACAAGAGCGGCGACGCUAAGUUUGCGGGAGUGAGGAUGGCAGUCCACAAACGCAGCUUCAAAUGCUUCGAUGCACUACUGGACGACCUGUCGCAGAAGGUGCCCCUGCCGUUUGGAGUACGUACGGUCACCACCCCCAGAGGAAUCCACAGUAUUAAACAUCUGGAGCAGCUGGAGGAUGGAGGGUGCUACCUCUGCUCUGACAGACGGCAGGCUAAACCAAUCAACAUGGAGCUGGCUGGAAAACGUCCCGCCCUCUGGCACCACAACAGAGUGCCACAGCGACCAGCAGAAGACCCCCCUCCUCCCAGUGCUCCAAGCCACACCCCAACACGGCAGCGACGCAUCCUAUUGGUCAGGAACAGCGACCCUGCAGUGAGGAGGAGUGUGAUUCUGAGUCGCCGCUCGGCCCGGAGCCUCCGAGUGUUUCUGGAGGGCAUCUCGGAAAUUAUGCAAUGUCACGUCAGGAAAUUAUACACGAUAGAGGGACGCAAGAUUGACAGUGCACACAGCCUGAUGACGUGUCCAGGUGUGUUGGUGUGUGUGGGUCGAGAGCCCUUCAGACCUUUACUCCUGAACAGUGUAUCCAAGCGCUCUGAGGAGAAACUACCUGGCCUGGGGACGCGGUCAUCUGGCAGUGGGGCCCGGUCUCCCGGUACCGGAGCCCGGUCCCCUGGUAACGGUCAGGGAGCUCGGUCACGGUCUAGUGUCUGCAGCGAAGGACACGGCAGCAAAAAGAACGUGAACUUUGGUCUGGAGACUAAGAAGACCAUCAUCCAUCCUUUCUCAGACUCUUCCAACCGCUCCACCCGUUUCUCUCUGUCCUCUGACAAGUCCUACCCUAACGGUGGCAAGGAGGCGGUGCUUAACGAUGACAUAGAGAAGCGGGUACUAGUGAACAAAGAUGGCAGCCUGUCUGUGGAGAUGAGGGUGCGGUUUCGUCUCCAUGACGACAAGAUGAUCCAGUGGUCCACGGAGAUUAAGAAGUCUCCCUCAGACUCUCUGACCAAUGACUGCUGUCCGCUCAGGGAAGCCAAGCCAUGCUACCUACAGCAAGGCCAAUCAGAAAGCUGCUCAGACCCUGACUCCGCCUCCUGUGUUGUUGAAGCUGCAGACUACACCCCCAAGCCUCCACAGCGCUCCCUGGAGGAGCCACAGUCACACUAUGCCUGCUGCUUCCAGAGACAGAACCCGGAGUAUGACCUUUGGGAGAACCCCGCCCACAUUCAGACCAAGCACUCCCACUCCAGGGUUAGACACACCCACUCCUCAAGCUCCUCCUCCUCCUGCCGCUCCAGCAGGGUGGUGAGAAGGCGGGCGACCCACAGGGAGUGCUCAGAGCCCGGAAGGGUUGUCCAGGAGUGCUACGUCAGGGAGGAGGUACAGCGUCGGGUGGAGGUGGAGAGGGAUGAAGGAAUGGUAGAGGUGUGUACAGUCAGCAGCAGCCACAGCGAGCUUAACCUGGGUGCCACAGACAACCAGGGGGAGGAGCGUCCUCUGUCUAGCUCCUCCCAUGUGCUCCAAGCACUUCAGGACGAUGUGGAUGAACUCCCUCCCAGCGUCUCACGCUGCUGCCAUAGCAACAACCCCCCACAAGCCCUGCCCUUGACCCCACCACCUCCCAGCCCUAUGUCUACCUCCUCCAGGAGCAGAAAACACACCCCUGCCCCACAGGGAGAGGAGGUGGGGGAGAGGGAAGAGAAAAGGCGUGAUGUGGGUGAGGAGAGGGGGAGCAGAACUUCCUCCCGGCGUUCUAGUAACUCGUGCUGCAGAGGAGAAGUCACCCCUAAGGCCGACGAGGAGAGAGUGGACAGCUGGCGGUCGAAGGCCAGCCAAGCUUCCCAUGGAUCCAGAUCUCUCUCCAACAGAAUCAGGACCCCUGUGGCUCCAGAGGAGGGAGAUGACGAAGCUGAGCAGGGAGGGAAGAGGGCAGUCAGCGUUAUGUCCACUCACACCGGCCUCUCCGGUGGCUCGGUGGGGUCCAUUGGGUCAGUGGGGUCUAUGGGGUCCAGUCUAUGUUCUCACUGUGGGGGGUGUGACCAAGGGUACGACCCUGUAUCCUGCCCCUCACAGAAGUCACAUAGGUCAAAGCGAUCUCAAGAAGAAGAGGAAGAGGAGAGGUCGGGAAGCGGACUCUCAGGUGGCUCAGAUGAGUGUGGAUUUUCUCAGAGGACCAACAGGUCCAACUGUACCCACUUCUACCAAGAGGGCCGAGCAGCCAGCAUGAUGUCACACAUGUCUCUGCCCGAGGAGGGAGAAGAUACAGUUACGGAGGGAGAGGAGACAGUGAAGGAGGGAGAGGAUACAGUGAAGGAGGGAGAGGUGGAGGUUGGAGAGAAAAGAGAGGGGGAGAAAGAGGAGAGAGCAGCCAGUGUCCUCUCAGCCAAAUCCUUCUCUUCAGUCAAGGGCAGGACCUCCAGAACCUCCCAUAAGUCUAAUGCCUCAGAAUCCCUUGCAGAUAUGGAGGGAGAGAUGGAGGAACAGAUGGAGGGAGAGUUAGAAGAUGGAGGAGAGCAGAGAGCAGCAAGCAUUAUGUCGGCUAAAUCUAAUCUCUCAGCCAAGUCCAGCAGAUCUCAUAAGUCUACCUGUAGCAAAGCAGAUGUGUCCACCAAAGCUUCAGAGAGGGUAUCAUCUCCCAGAUCAGAACCAGACGUUGCUGAGGAUACAGGAGCAGCAGAGACAGAGGAGAGAAGAACCAGUGUCAUGUCAGCUAAAACUAACGCUUCAGCAAAGUCCAGCAGAUCCCAUAAGUCGACCAACAGUUCUAAUGGUAGGGCUGUUUCUGCCAGCUCUGAAACACCUGAAGUCACUGCUAUUGAGACAACAGGUGAAGAGGGAGAGAAAACAGAGGAGAGGUUAGAGAGCUCCAUGUCUGUUAAAUCUAACCUCUCAGCAAAGUCUCGUAGGUCCUGUAAGUCUACCUGCAGCAAAGAUGAACAGGCCCCUUCCCCCAACUCACCAGAGGUACCAGCUACUGAACCUGAAGCUACUGGAGAGGAUGAGGGAGAGGAGAGAGCAACGAUCUCCGUGUCUGUUAAAUCUAACCUCUCAGCCAAGUCCAGCAGGUCUCAUAAGUCGACCUGCAGUAGUAAUAUUAGAGCUGUUUCUCCAAAGCCAGCAGCGAGUGAAACUCUAGUCAACGAUCCAGCAGACGCGAUGGAGAGAGCAGCGAGUGCAUUGUCAGCUAAAACUAGGGCUUCUAUCAAGUUCAACAGUUUCCACAAGUCUGCCUGUAAAGCUACCUCUCCAAAGCCAGCAGCGAGUGAAACUCCUGUCAACGAUCCAGCGGAGAAAACAGAGGAAGAGAAGACAGCGAGCGCAUUGUCAGCUAAAACCAGUCCUUCUGUCAGAUCUAGCAGGUCUCACACGUCUACCUGUAGGAGGAGUGUUAGGGCUGAGAUACCUGUUGCUAAAGACAUCCCUGCUAUUGAAACAACAGAAGGACAUGAGAAUGGGUCCACUGCUGCUGCUGCCGGAGAAACAGAGGAGAGACCAGCGAGCGCCAUGUUGGAUGACAAUAACGCCUCAGUGAAAUCUAGCAGAUCUUACAAGUCUACCGGCAGCAAAGCAGAACGGGCCCCUUCCGCCAACCCACCAGAGGUACCAGCGACUGAGCCUACUAUAGAUGCUGAGGGAGAGAAGAGAGCAGCAAGUGCCACGUCAAAGUCCAGCAGGUCCCUCAAGUCUACCUGCAGCAGGAGUGUCAGGGCUGAGACUCCAGGGACUAAAGACAUCCCGGUUAUUACGACGACAGGGGGAGAGGAGACGGUUGACGAUACAACUGCUGCUGGAGACACAGAGGAGAGUCCGGCGAGCGCCAUCUCAGCUAAAACCAGUGCUUCAGUCAAGUCCAGCAGGUCUCAUAAAUCUAGCUGCAGCAGGAGGGCUGAGACUCCAAGCUCUCAACCAGCCGAUGUCCCUGUUAUUGAAACAACAGGAGGAGACGAGGUCGGAGAGGAGAAAGAGAGAGCAGCCAGUGUCAUGUCAGCUAAGUCUAAUGCUUCAGCAAAGUCCCGCAGGUCUAACAGGCCCACUUGUAAUGGAAGUAGUAGAGCGGUCUCUCCAGUGGCUCAAGAUGUUCCUGCUAUCGAGACGACAGGUGGAAAAGAACAGAGAGACAAAUCCACCUCCUCUGUCAAGUUCAACAGGUCUUAUAAGUCUUCCAGUAAUAGGACUAUUGCAGAACAAGCUGAUGUUAUUGAGACCACCAGAGGAGAAGAGAAGGGAGAGAAGACAGAGAGAGCAGCGAGUGCCAUGUCAGCAGAAUCCACCACCUCUGUCAAGUCCACCAGGUCUCAUAAGUCUUCCAGUGGUAGGACGGUUGAAACUCCAACUGCAGAACAAGCUGAUGUUAUUGAGACCACCGGAAGAGACGAGAAGGGAGAGGGGACAGAGAGACCAGCGAGUGCCAUGUCGACUAAAUCUAAUGCUUCAGCAAAGUCCAGCAGAUCUCACACGUCUACCUGUAUUGCAAGUACUAGAGUUCCCUCUCCAGCACCUAAAACAGCAGACGUCCCUGCCAUUGAAACAACAGGGACUGACAGUGUGGGAGAGAAAACAGAGGAGACAUCAGCUAACGCCAUGUACAUCUCAGCUAAGUCCAGUACAUCUCAUAAGUCUAAUGGUAUUAACAGAAGUACGUUUCUGCACCUGAUAAAAGAGAGAGGUGAGAGAGGUGUUAGACCUGUCCCCAGCACUACAGGAAAUGACCUUGAGACAGACAGUGUGAAAUCUGCAAUGAGCACAAAACCCAAAAGAAAAGCAGAUUCCUCCACCACCAGAGCCCUCUCCAGAGCAUCACAGGCCAGUGCCAAAUCCACCAAUCAGACACCGCCUGCCACCACCGAGACCAAAGAGGAGUCUCAAAGUCAAGCCACCAGCCGACCUGCCAGCAAGGCUGCACACAGAGAUGAUGAUGUUAGAGAUCAUGUCACAGAGAAGACAACUCCCAGCGUACAUUCUAAGAGCCCUGCUGAAGCAGAAAGAGACCCCAGAGCGGCUUCCUCCGCCCGCUCCACCAGGUCAAAGGUGAAAGUUCAGAAGGCCAGCGAGGCCCAGGACAAUGAGAGGCCAGAGACAAGGGCCUCCUUCCUGCAAGUGAAAGGUCACAGGGUCAAAGCUCAGAGUGACACGGGCAGCGUUCGCUCUGUGAAAACCUCCAAAACGGAUAAGAUUGCGAUCAAAGGGAAUUCCAAACCAAAGUCAGCCCAAGCGGGAAACCCUACCUCCCAGUCCUUCAAUCCCUCCGAGGGCUCCAGACCCGCCAUCCAGCUGGGGACAGCCAGCGUCAGCAACAGCCUCCUCUCCCAGUCCCUGUCUGCAGCUGACCUGCUCAGGGGGACCAUGGCCGCCUCGCGCCUCUCCAGCCCUGCAGGGUCAAAGGUUAGCAUCCCUGAUAGUGGGAAGAGUGGGAAGAGUGGGAGUAGUCAGAGGAGGAGGAAGCUCAAACAGGAAGAGGCGAAGCUAGAGGAGCUGGGUCCCCUCUGUCUGCCCAAAACCUCACCCAAUGACGUGGUCAGUGAUUGGCUGAGAGGCAUCCCUGCUGACAGCGGCAUGGAUAACCCUGAAGAUGAGAUGAACGAGGGAAUUGAAGAGACAGAAGUAAAAAGGGAGGAAGGAGAUGAGAAAGGAGGGGAAACAGAGGGACAGGGAGGAGAGGAGACUGAGGAGAAACAAGAACUGGUUGAAACUACAGAGAUGGAGCAGGAGAACACGGCUGAAACAGGACAACAGGAAGAGGAAGAGGAGCAGGAGAACACGGCUGAAACAGGACAACAGGAAGAGGAAGAGGAGCAGGAGAACACGGCUGAAACAGGACAACAGGAAGAGGAAGAGGAGCAGGAGAACACGGCUGAAACAGGACAAAAGGAAGAGGAAGAGGAGCAAGAGAACACGGCUGAAACAGGACAACAGGAAGAGGAAGAGGAGCAGGAGAACACGGCUGAAACAGGACAACAGGAAGAGGAAGAGGAGCAAGAGAACAUGGCUGAAACAGGACAAAAGGAAGAGGAAGAGGAGCAAGAGAACACGGCUGAAACAGGACAACAGGAAGAGGAAGAGGAGCAGGAGAACACGGCUGAAACAGGACAAAAGGAAGAGGAAGAGGAGCAAGAGAACAUGGCUGAAACAGGACAACGGGAAGAGGAAGAGGAAGUAAAGAAGGCUGCCCGGCAACCAGAGGAAGAGGGAGAGAUGAAAGAGGAGGAGGAAGAGAGGGGAGAGGAGGAGGAAGCAGCAGUGGGGGAGAAGGAGAAGAAAGAUAAAGAAGAAGAGGAGGUGAAACAAGAAGAAGAGGGGGAGUUGGGAGCAGAAGAGGAGGUGAAACAAGAAGAAGAGGGGGAGGUGGGAGCAGAAGAGGAGGUGAAACAAGAAGAAGAGGGGGAGUUGGGAGCAGAAGAGGAGGUGAAACAAGAAGAAGAGGGGGAGGUGGGAGCAGAAGAGGAGGGAGAGUGCUCGGAGUGUGCUGACUGCUGCCCUGACCCAGCCCCGCCCAACAAUGACAUCACUUCUCCUUGUCAUCCCCACCUGUUCCUCAGUAGAGAGUCAGAGCUGCCUUGGAGCUGCCACUCAUCUGUGGCAGUAAUGAAGGUUCUACUGAGCCCUACACUGGGCCGAUGCAGCUCCCUGCCCGAGAUAAGUCCAGUGUACGGACGCAGACUGAGCUCCUCUGCUAAAGGUCUGCUGGACUGUCUGGCCCAGCUGCAGCUCAUCGACCCACCCCCUUCUCCAGCUGAAGCCUCAGGCCCUGACAGGGACCAACGGUACCAAGAGGUUAUGGAUAUACUAGAGUCACUGUGGCUGUCUAAGCCCGACCUCGAGAAGAGGAAGAAGGGAGAGGCAGAGGAGAAGGAGAGGCUAAAAGACUCUGGUGUGGACCUGAGCAGCGGCUCAGCAAGGUCUGGGGGUUCUGGGAAGACCAGACCAGAUGAAACAGCUGGUGACAUUACUCUCAUAGCGGAGGGAGAGGGAGGAGAAGGAGGAGGAGAGGGGGAGGCAGAUGGAGGAGAAGAGGGGGAGGCAGGAGAUUUAGAGCCAGAUGGAGGAGGAGAGGGGGAGGGAGAGGGGGAGGUAGGAGAGAGAGAGACAGAUGGAGGAGGAGAGGGAGAGACAGAUGGAGGAGGAGAGGGAGAGACAGAUGGAGGAGGAGAGGGGGAGGUAGGAGAGGGAGAGACAGAUGGAGGAGGAGAGGAAGCAGCAUCAGCAGAGCUGCUUUCAGACACGGCGACCCCAGACAUCGCCAGCCAAGUGCGGAGCAGCCCAGGGGACGAUGAGUCGUCCCCAGAGUCGCCCCCAGAGAGAGGUGAGAUGCUGCAGACCCUUGAGAGACUCAAAACCCCAGGGAGCCCAUCCACUUCAGACAGCACAGCCUACAAAUCCCCCACUGACACAGAGACAGACACCCUGGAGGACACCCCCAGCUCAGGGACACCCCCGUCAGUCCAGCGAGCGCUGCUCACCAAGCGUGUCUCCCAGGACCCUGACCCGGUCUGGGUUCUCAACCUGCUGAAGAAGCUGGAGAAACAGUUCAUGACCCACUACGUAGACGCCAUGACUGAGUUAAAGGUGCGUUGGGACCUAGACAACAAUGUGAUGUUGGACACUAUGAUCACUGAGCUGAGAGACGAGGUAAAGAAGAGGAUCCAGACGAGCAUUGAUCGUGAACUGAGGAAGAUUCGGGGGCGGGCGGGCCGGGGUCCGCGACCCCCUACCAUGUCCCGGGAGUCAACCGUAACAGACCAGAGGAGGCGGAGGUUGAAGGUCAUGAAGGUCCAGUCGGUAAACGAGAGUGAUGGAGAGCAGGGUUCAGGCGAUGUUAGCGACCAGCGCAGCGAGGACGAGUACUGUCCCUGCGACGCUUGCGUACGGAAAAAGGCAGAGGACAAGGCAAUCAAAAUGGAGGCUGUGGUUGCCAAGGCGCCGGUGAUGAUGGCGUUUGAUCUGCGUAAGAUCCUGCAGAUGAAGAAAGACCCAGAGCCUCCGGCGCCUCCUAGCCCCACACAGGGGAAGAACAAUGACAACCUGGAAGAGGAGGAGAAGGAGGAGGAGGAGGAACAGGUUGGGAAUCUAGAGGUGGUACACGAAGAUGAGGAAGAGGAGGAGACAAAGGAGGAUAUUAUACCAACUGUUAUAGAGGAAGAUAUCUCUGAGAAGGAAGAGGAAGGAGUGACUGGGGGAGAGGAGGAGGGACAGGAGAGUCACGGAGCUGAGUCUCUGAUGGGGGAAGUAGAGGAGGAAAUAGCUGAGGAGAUAGGGGCUGAAGAACAGGAGGAGGAUGGAGUGGUGGAGGGAACUGAGGAUGAGGAGGAGGCUGGGGAAGGAGAGACAGGGUGUGAAAGUGCAGGAGAAGAUGGUGUGGAGGGGGCGGAGACUAGAGAGGGGGAGGAGUUAGUAGAAGGGGAGGAGGAAGAAGCAGGGGAAGCUGAAGCAGGAGAUCAGGAGGAAACUGGAGGAAAUGAAAAUCCUGGUCUUGAAACAGCAGAGGGGGAGGAUGUGGGGGAAGAGACAGGAGAGGAGGAGGAGACGGGAGACGAGGACGGAGAGGAUAUGGAAGGAGUAGACACUGGAGAGGGAGCAGCUAAGAAGGGGGGUGGAGAAAUGACUGACAGAGAGGAGACAGUGGAGAAGGAGACAGAGGAGGAUGGAACAGGAGAAGAGGACGAGGAGGAGGGAGGAGAGGAGACAGAGCAGAACAAUGUGAUGUCUGAUUUGAAGGUGGAAGAAGAAAUGGGAGCAUUAGAUAAUGAAAACACAGCAGGAGAAACAAUGGAGAAAGAGAAUGGAAAGGAGGAGGGAGAAACAGGAGGAGAGGAAGAGACCGGGGUAGCGGGAGAGACAGGGGGAGAGGGAGAGACAGAGGGAGGAGCGGAAGAGACUCCUGAGGAAGAAACAGAGGAUAAUUUGGGGGUGUCAGCAGAGGCUGAGGAUGAGGAAGAGGGGGGAGAGGGGGAGGUGCAGGAGAAUGCUGUGGCGGCGUUUAAUCCUGAAGAAGAGGAGGGUGAGGAGACGGAGGGAAAUAGAGAAAUCCCUCUGAUCCACCAGAUGACCAGAACCUCUGUGGAGUCCCAGCCAGGAUCAAUGGAGAACACAGACCUGGAGCCCAGGGCAUCAGACCCAGUUUCACAAAUAUGCUCCUUAACCCUGAUAAAGCCCAAUGAAACUGUCUCUGAUGGACACAAGAUGGCAUCUGCGGGGGAAGGAUCAGGGGGGAAAGGCCAGAGGAGGAGCCGAUCUCCAGCCAGAACCAAACGCAGGAAACCAAAAGAGAGCGGCAUAGAACUGGACGUUCUAGAUCUGUAA